GGCAGGUCUGAUCUAGUCCCGCGCGGCACGUGAUCCCCGACGCGGAGCUUACGGGACGCCCAGCUCCGGCGAGCACCUGGACGGCGGUCACCAAGCUCCUCCCUUCCAGCCUCCUGGAAAGCGAUCCCCGACGGGGCAGCCACCGGAGCGGAGGAAGAGGGAGGCUUCGGGCGUUAGGUGCCAGGGAGAAGCCGUCGUUCUCCGCUCGGAUCCGAAGAUCCUGGUCUCCCGAACGGGCCCGAAAACUCAGGCGCGACUCAGCAUGGCUUUUGGAAAGAGUCAGAAGGAUGCCUUCGGCACCCCCGUGGGCCACCUGAUCGCGAAAGCUACUUUUGGAGCCUUGCAGACAGAAGAAUGGGGUCAGUUUAUGCAUAUUUGUGACCUUAUCAACACCACUGAGGAAGGACCCAAGGAGGCAGUGAGAGCACUUAGGAAAAGGCUUUCCAAAAACUGUAAUCAUGUGGAGAUUCAUCUUACCUUGUCCGUAAGUACAACAU
Notechis scutatus (mainland tiger snake) is the source of this 497-nucleotide messenger RNA. Lineage: Eukaryota; Metazoa; Chordata; Lepidosauria; Squamata; Elapidae. The record is from RefSeq and is a predicted model, not a curated record.